AUGACUGUCAAUAAGAUGUCCCGUUUGGACUUGGUCAUAUUUGGGGCGACGGGUUUCACGGGCAAACAUGCUGUUAUGGAAAUGACUCGUCAGGUAAAAAAAUACCCAAUGUCUUGGGGCAUCGCUGGACGCUCGCAGAGCAAACUUGAAGAUGUAUUAAAGGAGACCGCUAAGAAAACAGGCGAGGAUGUGUCCGCGGUGAAAUUAAUAGUAGCUGAUGUAUCUGAUGAGAAUUCACUAAAGGAGAUGUGCUCUCAAGCGAAGGUAGUGGUGAACUGUUGUGGUCCAUACCGACACUAUGGUGAACCGGUCGUCCGGGCUGCUGUCGAGUCGAAGACACACUAUGUUGAUGUCUCUGGGGAACCACAGUUCAUAGAAACAAUGCAACUCAAAUACAACGAUCAGGCGCGUGACGCAGGCGUUUAUAUUAUCAGCGCGUGCGGUUUCGACAGUAUUCCAACUGAUUUAGGGGUGAUUUUCCUCGAGCAAAACUUUGGAGGCACUGUAAACUCUGUAGAGUCAUAUCUAGGAUCAACGACUAAUCAGGUUUCUUUAAGCAGUGGAGUUAUAAACUACGGAACUUGGGAAUCUCUCGUUUAUGGAAUAACGCACCUAAACGAAUUACCAGACCUCAGGAAGAAAAUUUAUCCUGAGAAGUUGCCAGAAUUUAAACCAAAACUUAAAGCUAGAUCAGUGAUUCACCAGCGUCUUGGUGGGUGGUGUCUGCCGUUCCCCGGUUCUGACGCGUCUAUUGUCUAUCGCACUCAGCGCACUCUAUAUGAGCAGGAGAACAAGAGACCCGUUCAAAUCAAGACUUACGUCAAAUUCCCAGGGUUCUUGAACGCACUGGCUGUCGCUUUCUCCGCAGUUUUGCUCUUCGUGCUGACCAGAUUCGAUUUCACCCGAAACCUCCUCUUAAAGUACCCAUCAUUCUUCUCCUUUGGUGCGAUCACGCGAUCUGGGCCGAGUGAAGAGGUGAUGAACGGCACUGUUUUCUCAUUUCUUCUGCUUGGGGUGGGAUGGCCUGAAGGAGCAGACCUCAAUACUCCACCAACCAAGAAACUAACUGUGAAGGUAUCCGGUGUGAACCCUGGCUACGGUGCCACUGUUGUAGCUGUCCUCUUCUCAGCUAUCACUAUUCUGAAGGAAAAGGAAAAGAUGCCGCCACAGGGUGGAGUCCUGACCACCGGAGUGGCUUUCAGAAAUACUGAAAUCAUCAAGAACUUACAUGAAAACAACCUCAAAUUCCAAGUGGUCGAAGAGGAAACGAAAUAA
Molecule: messenger RNA, 1275 nt
Organism: Leptosia nina
Lineage: Eukaryota; Metazoa; Arthropoda; Insecta; Lepidoptera; Pieridae
Source: the annotation of a GenBank genome assembly